AUGAAUAGAAAUUGCAACCAACUGGUACACAAAGAGCAUUAUUUGAAACACUCAUACCAUAUUGUAUCAUAUCUAUCUAUCUAUCUAUCUAUCUAUCAAAUUGUGUUGUUUAUAUCUAUCUAUAUAUCUAUCACAUUGUGUUUUUUAUAUCUAUCACAGAGUGUUUGUAUAUCUAUCUAUCUAUUUAUCUAUCUAUCAAACUGUGUUUUUUAUCUUUAUCUAUCUAUCUAUCAAAUUGUGUUUUUUUAUAUCUAUCUAUCUAUCUAUCUAUCUAUCACAUUGUGCUUUUUAUAUCUAUCACAUUGUGUUUGUAUAUCUAUCUAUCUAUUUAUCUAUCUAUCAAACUGUGUUUUUUAUCUUUAUCUAUCUAUCUAUCAAAUUGUGUUUUUUUAUAUCUAUCUAUCUAUCUAUCUAUCUAUCUAUCUAUCUAUUUAUCUAUCGAUCAAAUUGUGUUGUUUUUAUAUAUAUAUAUAUAUAUCUAUCUAUCUAUCUAUCUAUCUAUCUAUCAAAUUGUGUUGUUUUUAUAUCUAUCUAUCUAUCUAUCUAUCUAUCUAUCUAUCUAUCACAUUGUUUUUUUAUAUCUAUCUAUCUAUCUAUCUAUCUAUCUAUCUAUCUAUCUAUCUAUCUAUCUAUCUAUCAGUCUCUUCAUAUCGAUCUAUCUAUCUCAGCCCCCUUUUUAUCUAUCUAUUUUCUCCAGAGUAG
Molecule: messenger RNA, 702 nt
Organism: Acanthosepion pharaonis
Lineage: Eukaryota; Metazoa; Mollusca; Cephalopoda; Sepiida; Sepiidae
Source: the annotation of a GenBank genome assembly